AUGGCGCGGCGUAGGAUGGCUCUGGCACGCCGGUCGCGGCGCGAGAUGGUUCUGGUGCGCACGUCGCGGCGCGGACACGCGCGGAUCUCGUGCCUGGAGAGCGCACUGCGGCGCGGCUCGGCUGCGCACGGAGCCGAUCGUGAGCCCAGCCUCUCGGUCGAUCCCAUCUCUCCCGAUCCCCUCGCUCCUUGCCUCUUUCCUCCUCGCGCCGCCACCCACAGAGGGAAGCGUUCACGCUCUCGCUUGACCAACUUUCAUGCUCGCCUUGCCGUGCCGCCCGGCCGUGCUGCCCCGCAGCUCCUCCCGCCGUCCUCGCACCGCCACCUAGAUCUCCGCGCCCGGUCGUGGGCGGCGCUCACCGGCGCGCGUGUGCGCUCACCUGAGCCGCCCGUCCACCGCCUCGUCACCGGCGGCCCCCGCCUAGUCGGCCACCGAAGCAAGCCGGCCAACACCACCGGCUCCUUCUACGCGACGCCCGUACCCUCCUCCGCCGGCAGGCCCGCACCCAUGUCGAGCGGGGGAGCUCGCGCCAGAGCCUUCCUCCCCAAAGCCAUGGCGUCCACUGUGGAUGCACCAUCUCCGUCGCGCCCUCCUUCUACUCACCAUCGCUACAUUGGAGCCCAGGAGCCAGACGCCACCGACGACGAAUCCUACUACAUUGGAGGUCCCUACUACUACGUGCAGGCUGCCAAUGACGACCGGAAGUAGUUUAGAAGGAUCCCAGACAAGUGGCCUACGCCUCUUUCGAUCUGUAUCCCAGUUUGUACUAGCCAUCUUAUGGCAACUUGUUUAACUUAUGUAUGUACUCAGAUAUUGUUGCUUCCGCUGACUCGUCUAUGAUCGAGCACUUGUAUUUGAGCCCUCAAGGCCCCCGGCUUGUAUUAUGAUGCUUGUAUGACUUAUUUAUUUUUAGAGUUGUGUUGCACUGGUAUGCAUCAGUCCUAAAUAAAC
This is a messenger RNA of Triticum dicoccoides, 951 nucleotides long. RefSeq lists its product as uncharacterized. Bases 1 to 708 code for a protein of 235 amino acids. The record is from RefSeq and is a predicted model, not a curated record. The transcript has 3 exons. NCBI's taxonomy places the organism in Eukaryota, Viridiplantae, Streptophyta, Magnoliopsida, Poales, Poaceae.